Caenorhabditis angaria is the source of this 2988-nucleotide messenger RNA. Lineage: Eukaryota; Metazoa; Nematoda; Chromadorea; Rhabditida; Rhabditidae. The record is from the annotation of a GenBank genome assembly.
AUGGAUGUAAUUGAAACUCCUGCCAGAAGUCUUCCAAAUAUCUGUUUCUUUCGCUAUAUUGAUGAUAUAAUUGUUAUUGCAGAAACAAAUGAGGACUUGGAUCAGAUCUUUAAAUGUCUGAAUUCACAGUCUAAAUUUAUAAAUCUCACAAGGGAAACACCAACAAAUGGUUGGCUCCCAUUUUUAAACUUUGAGAUCAAACUGCAUAACAAUAAUAUUGUCAACCGCUGGUAUCGAAAACCGAGCAAUAUGAAUUUGCUAGUACGAAUGGACUCAUUCCAUCCCAUCAAACAAAAAUCAAACAUUGUUUGUAAUACCAUUCGUACAGCGAAAUUAUGUUCGUCUCCGGAAUAUAUAUCCCACUCAACAAAUAUGGCGAAAAAAGUGUUGGAGAAGAAUGGUUAUUAUUUUUCAAACGAAAAAACAAAAAGAUCUUUCCACAAAAAACGAAUAACUGUUCCAUCCAAUAUGGAUCGUUGCAUAAUGCCAAUCCCAUUCUUAGGUGAUGCGAUCACCAAACAAAUUCGUAAUCUUCUUAAUUCGCUCAGUUUGGAAGCCCAGGUGAUCGAACUUAAAGGUCGAUCUCUGGGUGAUAUUCUGACGAAGAACAGAUGUUUCGAUAAUGUUUGCCACCACCGUGAUUGCUUCAUUUGUAGGAAAUUGGGUAUUGGUAAAUGCAACGUGAAAGGCGUUGUAUAUAAAAUUACUUGUGACUGUGGUGAAAUUUACAUCGGCGAAACAGGUAGACCUUUAUUUGAAAGGUUUGCUGAACACCAGAGAGCAGCCAAAAAUCCUUUGACCAAGUCAUAUCUCAAUACAACGUGGUCAAAACAUGCUGUGGAAAAACAUGGUGGAACAGCUCUGACUUUAGAUCUUAAAAUACUAGAGGUUGAAAGAAACACGACUAGGCGUAAGAUUCUGGAGGGAGUUGCGAUAAAACAUGCCAAUCCUACUUUAAACACAAAAGAGGAGCUUAGUGAGAUGAUUGCAAAGCUUGGAACUCUGGAAUUGGCUGUUUAACUUCAUUCAAAAAAUCCAUAAAAUUCCUUAUAAUUUUCAAAAAUAAAACAAAACAAAACAACAUCACAAACAACUUACAACGACACCCCGCCAUGCCCGUUGUUUAGCAUAAAUAUCAUUUUCUGGUUUUUUUUGUUUUGUCUUUAUUUUUCAACGAAUUUUUCAUAGCUUUACACCUUAAAAAGUUUCCAUAUUUGUAAAUAACUUUACCAUUACAAUUUCUACUAACUAGUUGUACUAUAACUUCUCACAUUUUUAAAAAAUUCCAAUCUUAUCUAUUUAUGUGAUUUCUCAAUGUUUGUGUAUAUUUCUCAGUUGUAUAUUUCCAGGUAUUUAACACCCUGAUGAUGAUGUGAAUACAUCGAAACGUUGGAACAAUAAAACAAUUAUCCAAAUUUACCGUCGUUUUCGUUUUUUACUGGUUUAUAAUUGAAUUAAAAUAUUGAUAAUACACCACGAUGCGACUACUGAACCCAAAACCCAUUAAAUGGUUAAAUCAUUUUUAUUUAUUGUCGCAUCUUUUCUGUGUUUAUAUAUGAAAUUGUUUUGAAUCCGUGAGCGAGUUAAUUAUCUGAUUGCAAUUUGGGUUUAAAAUACCCACGUUUACCGUAAACACCUAUAUUUCAAUUUUCAGAAGCACCAAGUUUCAGUUUUGGUAAACAAGCAGGUAAGAUUUCAAAAUAUUUUAGUUAAAAAAAUGUAAAUACAUAUUUUUCAAUUUUCAGAGGAACCAAAAGAAACCCCAAAGUUCUCCUUCGGUAAACAAGUGGAACCAGUCUCAUUUGUCAAAGCUUCAAAUUCCACAGAAUCGCCAUCAACAGCUUCUAUAACAACCACAACACCGAAGAGCGUUAGUUUUAUUUCGCAAUUUUGAGUUGAACCCAUGUUUUUGAAUUUUUAGGUCUUUGGUGGACUUGCUCCAGUUGUCGAAGAGAAACCGAAAGCUGUUGUUGUCCCACCCACCGUCACACCAGUUGCACCAACAAUCAAACCAUUUGCGCCUGCUGCAACUGGAGCGACAUCAACAUUUUCAUUCGGCGGAUCCUCAAACAUUUUCGGAAAAAACCAGAAGUUCCAGCAGCCACAACAACGCGUGAUCAAGUCCUCAAAGUAUGUGCCAACUUCCCAUUCAUCGGAUCGAUGACUAUCCAAAAAAUGACAUCGAAUGAUAAAGCAUACACUUGGUUCUGUGAAGAUUUUGCUGAAUACAAACCAGAACAUGUCAAAUUAUCAGCAAGAUUUGCAUCUGUUGAAAUUGCUGUUGAAUUCAAGAAUUUGUUCGAGAAAACAGUCAAUGAGCAUAAAUCAACUCCUCAAAAAGCAAAAACAAUCGAUUCGGAAAUCAAGGCAGCUGUUGUGAAAAAAGAAGAGGUGAAGGAAGAACCAAGAGAAGUUGUUAUUCCAUCAAACAAAAAGAAUGUUGAAUUCGGAGAUAAAUUCAAACCUGCCGCUGGAAGUUGGGAAUGCACUGAAUGUUAUGUUCGUAAUAAUGCUGUAACUGAUAUUUGUUCUUGCUGUGGAAGUGGAAAAGAUGGAAAACCAGCUGAUAAAGCUGCAGCAAUCUUCUCGAAGCCAUCAAUUCUUCAACAACCAGCUGGACCACCAAAGUUCUCAUUUGGAAUGAGCGCCGCUGCAGCAGCCACAGAACAACUCGCUCAAUCACAAACACCACAGUUCAGCGGAGCUCUCUUAAUGGUUCGGUGAACAAUACAGGCAUUUUUGGAGGAGCUGGAACAUCAAAAGCAAGUUUGUUUGGAGGAGGUGUAGGAUCAACCACAGGCAUAAAUUCUUGACUUUUUUAAUUCAGAAAUGCCUGUCGCAGAAAAAACAAAUUCUCGCGUGAUUCGGGAGGCGGGAUUUAUUUGGCAAGGUGCGGCACGUUUUUUUUUCAAUGAAUAAUUAUUUCUGAUUUUUUAAAUUUCGAAAUUUAGUGAAGAAAAAAAGAUGAAAACGAAAAAAUUAUUUUAA